Molecule: messenger RNA, 2566 nt
Organism: Oppiella nova
Lineage: Eukaryota; Metazoa; Arthropoda; Arachnida; Sarcoptiformes; Oppiidae
Source: the annotation of a GenBank genome assembly
UGUAUUUAUAGUUCAAAAACCCGUUAAUUAUAUUACUUCUGGCCUCAGCUCUGGUCAGCGUUUGUAUGCAACAAAUCGAUGACGCCUUCAGUAUUACUGCCGCAAUCAUUAUUGUAGUGACCGUUGCGUUCGUUCAGGAGUACAGGUCUGAGAAGUCACUGGAAGAGCUCAACAAAUUGGUUCCUCCCGUUUGUAAUUGUCUUCGCGGAGGACAAGCGGAGACACUAUUCGCUCGCCUUCUGGUUCCCGGAGAUAUAGUUCUGUUAACGACCGGCGAUAGAGUUCCCGCAGAUCUAAGACUCUUCGAAGCGGUCGAUCUCUCGAUAGAUGAGAGCAGUUUUACCGGUGAAACGGAACCGUCGCUUAAGACUACUUAUCCCAUAAAUACCAAAACUAAUUCAGUGUCCGAUAGACUUAACAUAGCAUUUAUGGGUACUUUAGUGAGGUGUGGGAACGGCCGGGGAAUUGUGGUCAAUACGGGUGUCAACUCCGAGUUCGGGGAGAUAUUCAAAAUGAUGCAGUCGGAGGAGGCGCCCAAAACACCCCUUCAGAAAAGUAUGGACUCAUUGGGCACUCAGCUAUCGUUUUAUUCGUUCGGAAUCAUUGGGAUGAUUAUGACAUUGGGUUGGAUUCAGGGCAGACCUGUUCUCGAGAUGUUUAACAUUGGCGUCAGUCUAGCGGUGGCCGCCAUACCCGAGGGCCUACCCAUUGUAGUAACAGUUACGCUGGCAUUGGGUGUCAUGCGAAUGGCUAAGAGAAAGGCUAUUAUCAAGCGUUUGCCAACAGUUGAGACGUUAGGAUGUGUUGACACUAUUUGUUCGGACAAAACGGGAACUCUCACUAAGAAUGAGAUGACUGUCACAGCAAUGGUCACGUCCGAGCUCUAUAGGGCAGACGUGAGUGGAGUCGGAUAUAAUGGAAGCGGAGAAAUCAUUCUCAGCGAAGACAUCGACUCUUAUAAGAAACAAAUGGAUUCAAUGAAGAGGUUACUAGAGAUCGGCUGCAUUUGCAAUAACGCCGACAUAACCGGUGGACAACUGAGAGGUCAACCAACUGAAGGCGCUCUUAUAGCCGCCGCUCAGAAGUUGGAUAUGUUUGGCAUUAAAGAUAAAUAUCUGCGAUUACAAGAGUUUCCGUUUUCUUCUGAACAAAAACUAAUGGCCGUUAAGUGUAUUCCCAAAUUUGGACCAAAAGAUGAGGAGAAGUUCUACGUGAAGGGCGCUCUCGAGAAGGUGUUGUCCCUCUGCACCAAAUAUUGCAGUAAUGAUGUGAUUAGGCCUUUGGAUGCGGACCGACACAAACAAUUCAUUAGUGAAUCUCAAUACUUGGGUCGAAAGGGAUUGAGAGUUCUGGCCUUUGCUUAUGGGACCAAAUUGGACGACCUUUCUUUCGUGGGAAUGGUUGGCAUUUUGGAUCCGCCGCGACCUGGAGUUAGGGAAUCCAUUCGCACUCUUCAGGCCAGUGGAGUCAGCGUUAAGAUGUUAACCGGCGAUGCAAUGGACACCGCCUGUGCCAUAGCGACAAGACUUGGAUUUUAUGCGACCGGAAAUGCAGUUAUUUCUGGACAAGAGAUCGACGCUUUGGAUGACCACUCGUUUGCAAUGAGAAUACCGUCAGUCAGUGUCUUCUAUCGUGUGGGUCCGGCACACAAACUAAGGAUCGUUAAGGCCUUACAAAAGAACGGCGCUGUCGUCGGUAUGACCGGUGAUGGUGUCAACGAUGGCGUCGCUCUUAAGAAAGCAGACAUUGGAAUAGCGAUGGGAAAGAUCGGGACCGAUGUCUGCAAAGAAGCCGCAGAUAUGAUACUCAUUGACGACGACUUCUUCACUAUAAUGGCUGCCAUAGAAGAAGGGAAAGGCAUUUUCCAUAACAUUCGCAACUUUGUUCGCUUUCAACUGUCCACAAGCAUAGCUGCGCUCUCAUUGAUAGCCUUCUCCACACUCAUGCAUAUCCCGAACCCAUUAAACGCAAUGCAAAUCUUGUGGAUAAAUAUAAUAAUGGACGGCCCGCCCGCUCAAAGUCUGGGUGUGGAACCGGUAGAUCACGACAUACUUAUCCAACCGCCUCGUAAUGUCAAAGAGCCUAUGAUUACAAGAGAAUUGAUAACUAGUGUAUUGAUUUCGUCCUCAAUUAUCAUCACCGGAACGCUAUUCGUAUUCAUUAAUGAAAUGAGCGACAAAAUAGUGACUCCGAGAGACACUACGAUGACGUUCACUUGUUUUGUAUUUUUCGAUAUGUUUAAUGCAUUGAGUUGUCGGUCACAGGUGAAGUCUGUGUUCACAAUCGGACUCUUGACGAACAAACCAUUUGUUAUAUCAGUGACGGGUUCCCUAAUCUGUCAAAUGCUUGUUAUAUAUUUGCCUCAAUUACAGAAGAUCUUUGUGACGGAAGCCCUAUCUGUGGGAGAUCUGCUAUUCUUGUUUUGCAUCACUUCUACCGUUUUUAUUGUCUCAGAAGUGCGAAAGCUAUUUAAGAGGAGAGCUAUUAGUAGAGAGAAACGGAAUCAAGUUUACCAGGAUCAUAUGGUAUAGCAUACAUUCACCAAUCAUUCAUCUUUAUAUUUAUU